This is a messenger RNA of Mangifera indica (mango), 924 nucleotides long. RefSeq names its product probable glutathione S-transferase. The record is from RefSeq and is a predicted model, not a curated record. Lineage: Eukaryota; Viridiplantae; Streptophyta; Magnoliopsida; Sapindales; Anacardiaceae. The coding region runs from base 49 to 714 and encodes 221 amino acids. Gene Ontology annotation, cellular component: cytoplasm. The transcript has 2 exons. Gene Ontology annotation, biological process: glutathione metabolic process. Gene Ontology annotation, molecular function: glutathione transferase activity.
CCGUCAACACACAGCCGAAACACAACUUAUCUUUGCUGGUGACCAAAAAUGGCGGAUGAGUUGAUUCUGUUGGAUUUAUGGGCAAGCCCUUUUGGGAUGAGGUGCAGAAUUGCUUUAGCGGAGAAAGGAGUCAAGUAUGAGUCCAGAGAAGAAGAGGACUUGGUCCACAACAAGAGCUCUCUUCUUUUGCAGAUGAACCCGGUUCACAAAAAGGUCCCAGUUCUCAUUCACAACGGCAAACCCAUUUGUGAAUCAACCAUCAUUGUACAGUAUAUUGAUGAGGUGUGGAAGAAUAAGGCCCCUCUGCUUCCAGCUGAUCCUUACCAGAGAGCUCAAGCCAGGUUCUGGGUUGAUUAUGUUGACAAAAAGAUAUACGAAGCUGGAAGGAAGAUCUGGUCGUCAAAAGGAGAAGCGCAGGAGGUGGCUAAGAAGGAAUUCAUUGAUAUUCUCAAGGUGCUAGAAGGAGAGCUCGGAGACAAGCCUUACUUCGGAGGUGAAAACAUCGGAUAUGUAGACAUUACACUUGUUCCUUUCUAUUGCUGGUUUUAUACGUAUGAGACCUGUGGCAACUUCAGCGUUGAGGCAGAGUGCCCCAAGCUAACUGCAUACUUCAAGAGGUGCCUUGAAAGGGAGAGUGUUUCGAAGGCACUUGCCGAUAAGCAGAAGGUGUACGAGUUCGUCUUGCAGCUGAAGAAGAUGUUCGGAAUCGACUAGGAAAGGCCUGGUAUGGAUUUGCUUUAGUCACAGUCGAUGCUGGUUUGAGAAAGUUAUGAAAAUAAAAGGGCUUUUAGUUUUAGCCUUCAUCUUAGGCCUUGUGUUAAACUUAUGCAUGGUUUGUUGUAACCAACUUUCAACUUUUCUUUGUAAAAAGUCUUUCCCUUUUGUUUGUUCUGAGUAAAUUGCAUUAUCAACUGAGUUUUCUCG